AUGACGGAUUCGAAACCUUCGAAGUCGGAGUCGAAACCUUCAAAGUCGGCAUGGCAGUGGAUGGUUGUGGUGGUGGUGGUCGGUAAGAUUGGAGGCACCGGUGGUUGUGGUGGAUGGUUGAAGAUCGCAAACAAUCAAAGUAAAACCGUAUUUUGGAACCGAAUACGAGAACUCUUUUUCGAGCUCAUGGGUAGAGGAGAGGAAUACCGCCUACCGGACUCUAUAUCGGGGAAGUGGACCGAUAUAAACAAGAAAUGCACAAACUUUCAAACCGUGUACCAACGCUUGUAUUCCGGAUGGAAAAGUGGAAGUAGCGAUGAAGACAUUACGCAAGAGGCAUUGGUCGAGUAUACGCAUGCUAAUGGCCAUUUCCCGUACAUGAAGUGUUGGCAAAUCCUUCGCCAUAGCCCCAAAUGGGCCGUCGUAUCUACUCCAAGUGGUCGUUCGGGAAAUACACGGCCAUCAAAGAGGUCCAAAACAAACGAGUCGGGUGAACCCGAAACGCCAACCUCCGACGCUCGAAACAUCGGCUUGAACGAGGAUAUUCCGGAUGACGAGCCGGUGGAGGAGCUACCAAGACCGCCCGGAAGAAAAAGCCAGGCGAAAAAACCCGAGUCGUCGUCGAUGUCUAUGGGAACGGAUAUGAGUAACGCAUUUUCGGAGAUAAACAAACGACUUCAAGACAUACACGAACUCGGUAACAAACGUUUGGAGGAGAACCGCGAAGUUACGGAGAUUAUGCGGGAUCGACAAUGGGCUCACGACUUUGAGUUCUACUCCAAACCGCAUGACCACUUAACGGGAAAAGCUUUGAAAAUGGCGUUGGCACAAAAGGAGCAGAUUGAAAAAAAAAUAUAA
This is a messenger RNA of Helianthus annuus (common sunflower), 858 nucleotides long. RefSeq lists its product as uncharacterized. Bases 1 to 858 code for a protein of 285 amino acids. The record is from RefSeq and is a predicted model, not a curated record. NCBI's taxonomy places the organism in Eukaryota, Viridiplantae, Streptophyta, Magnoliopsida, Asterales, Asteraceae. The transcript is spliced from 2 exons.